Messenger RNA from Rotaria sp. Silwood1, 3474 nucleotides. Lineage: Eukaryota; Metazoa; Rotifera; Eurotatoria; Philodinida; Philodinidae. The record is from the annotation of a GenBank genome assembly.
AUGGUAAGUUCAGUUUAUGGUUCAUAUCACUAUGUUGGUUGUUAUAAACAAGUAUUUUACAAUAAUUAUUUCAUCAGUUCUUAUAUGGAACCAACAUUAUGUUUUCUUUUAUGUGAUACACCGAUUAUUUAUAUACAAGACAGAUUUUGCCGAUGUUCAGGUGGCGGUCUUAUGGAUUAUAAUCGACAGAUAGAUGAACUUUGUCGGAUACCAUGUAGAAAGCCAGGUAAUCGUCAAGUGAAAACAGUUCAAACAUGCGGAGGUGCACAAACAUAUUCAGUUUAUGCUGAAGAAAAAUUUUAUACUCAGCAUGCUCAUUUAUUCAACUUUCGUAUUCAAUUUAAAUCAUGUGAAUUAUGGAAUACUUCACGUAAUUAUGAUGCAUUACAAAUUAAAAUUGAUAAAUCAUCUGUUAAAUCUCCGUUGAAUAAAUUGGAACGAUGUGCUGCUGCAUGUCUUGAUCAAAAUACUACGACCAAAUCCAUAGCUUUCAAUGGUGAUAACGAUCGAUGUUUAUGUAUAAUGCCUGGAAGCUUAAAUCUAGAUACUAAUGGUGUACUUGAUUUAACAAUUUUACCAGAUACUAGUUGUGAUCGUUAUUGUGAUAAUAUAAUGAAUGAUUCGACAGUUGAACAUAAAUUUAAAUGUGGUUCAUUAAACGAUUCACAUACAUGGACUAUAUAUGAUUUAAAUGCUACAUGUCCAAUUGAUUCUAUUUAUAUAAACGAAUUAAAAAAAUGUAUAUCUAAAUAUAAAGGAGUUUCGAGUUUAUGCCCAUCACCAUCAAUGAAUUAUAUUUAUAAUGGAAAUCUAUCGUGGAAUAUAUUUCUAAAAAUUAUUGGAAAAUUAAAUUUAACUAAAUCUAUUGUUUCAAUUGAUUUUGAUGAUUAUGUGACUAUUGAUCCUACAUGGCUAUGCCCAACAACUACCAAUACAAUAAAUUCAAAUCUUUCUAAUAGGAAUUUCAAUACAUAUUACGUAUUAGAUAACGGUUGCUUACGUGUACGUUCCCACUCUUUAGAUUCACAUAUAUUAUUAAAUCGUUUAUGCAUAACAAAUCCUAUAAAUGAAGAUUCAUUAACAUAUGAUAAUAGCGAUUAUUCAAUUCAUUUAUUGGAUCUUAAUACAUACACGGAUGUUUGUCCACCACAAUGGUUUGAUAUAAACACAGAGUGUUAUCGGAUAUCGGAUUACCGUAAGACAAUUCAAGAAGCAAGAAAUAGUUGUAUCUAUUUGACAGAAGAUGUAAAGAAGUAUAUUAAACAACUAGAAGUAACAUCAAGUUCGUUUGCUGAUGAUCGUGAUGAUAGGGAAAAGAUAGCACAACAUAAACUUAUGAAUUUGCUGAUUGAUGCCCUGCAAGGUGAAAUUGUACAGUAUGAAUCACAAUGGCAAGUUCGUCUUGGCUUCUUUCUUCUUGAUACAAAUGCAUCAAAUACACAACCAGACUUUGAAUCAUUUCACUCAUUUGUUAAAGGUUUUCCAUCACUAGUGUCUGAUGUUGAUGUUGAUCUCUCAUCUAUAAAUGAAAUACAAAUGAUUAAUUCAAAUGACAAUAAGAACUCAAGUAUACAAGAUGAUUCAUGUUUAGUUUGGAAACGUUCAAUAAUCGACGAAAAACAAAGAAGUUCUAGUUUAGACAAUUCUCAAAUUAAUAAUUGUUCGGAACCAAGGCAUGUUUUAUGUAGAACAACAAUAAUGCUCGGUCAUAGUCCUCAUCAAAUGUGUUAUAGUAAACCAACAACACUUGGUUUACCAGCGAUGAUAUCAAAUCAUUUAACAUAUGAAUUAUGUGCAUCUGUUUGUGAAACAUUAAAAACAAAUAUAGCUCUUAUAAAUAUGAACAAAUGUUAUUGUGUCGAUAUUACUGAAACACUGAUGAUCGAUAUCGAAGGAAAUCAUGUAAAAUAUAUAACAAAGGAUUGUGGAAAUCCUUGUUCAGGUAAUCAAAAUGAGAAAUGUGGUGAUACAAAUACUAUUGUUCUCUUACAUGUAGCUGAUAAUCUUUUUCGGUUUAAAAUUGCCGAAUAUUAUGGACGAUCUAAACAAUAUCCAGAUUUUAUAUAUGAUGGUUGUAUACAUUUAAAUUCUGCCAAUCAAUCAGGAAUAUAUCCAUUUAGUUUUAAUCAUAUAAAUGAUAUUCAUCCACGUCAUUGUUUGGAAUUAUGUAAGAAGUAUAAACAAAAAUAUGCUCUUCUUAAUUCAAAUAAAUGUUUGUGUACGAAUAUUCCAAUGAAUACAAAACAAAGGGAUGCAAAGUUAUUAUCAUUUCUGGAUUUCAAUUGUAUUCAAGCAUGUCAAGGUAAUUACUUAUAUACAUGUGGAAAUGCAAGUAAUUCAUCGAUCUAUUCUGUGUAUGUAACACAUCCAAGAUGUCCUCAUAGUUUUCAACUUAGUGAUAAUGAACAACGAUGUGUACAGAUUAAUUUUUCAGUGAAGAAAAAUUCUUUCUCAACUGCACAAUCUUAUUGUCAAUCUAUUGGUGGUGUGCUUGCAAAAAUAGAUGAUAUUUUAGAACUUCAAGAUUUAGUAUUCUCAUCAAAGCUACACGGAAAUUAUUUUGAUCAAUAUCUAUACUAUCAGAUUCCAAGUAUAUUUGAUGAUACAAGAUACUUUUGGAUUGAUCGUACAUCGAAUAUCGUAAACAACAACAACAACAAAACAUCAGAUCGUUCUAUUGGAAAAUGUUCUCAAACAUUAAAAUCAUUUGAUCAAAACUGUGUUGUUCUUCAUCGUGAAAAAAUUAUCGUUGAUAAUACUAUAACUUUUCGACGAUGUUUUAUUGAAUCAGAUCAAUGUUCAUCAACGUCUGCUAUACCAGUUUGUGUUGAUAAAAAUCUAGAUUCUAAUUUAACCGCAAUGUGGUCAACUAUAGAUGAUGAUUCAUCCAUCAUAUCAGUGAAUGUAUCAACAGAUUAUUCAUGUGGUAAUGAUACAGAUUAUCAUUUGGUGAAUGACUAUUGUUAUAAAGCAUUACUUCAUGAAACUACUUGGCAUGAUGCAAAAGCUGAAUGUGAACGUGAGAAAGCCACAUUAUUUCUACCUGAACAAUACAUGAUGUUAUCCUUGUUAAAACUCUUAUUUGUACGUUGGCAUAGUUACACAUCAUCUGGUGUUGCACAUGUUGAUAUCUUUUAUAAUAAUCAAAAUCGUACUGCUACGCGAUCUAUCAUAACUGAUGGAAUUAGUUUAUCAUCUGUACUGAAUUCCAGUGAUCUUCAUACUUUAUGUGAAAGUGAAUUUCGUCGAAACUAUAGCAAUUUCCUAUCAUCACGAAAUGUAUCAAUGAAAGAUACAGAUCGAUUAAAAACUCAGCAAACUGCUUGUGGAUACAUUGAUUUUCGAUCUGAAUACUCACUAUCGAUUUCAUGCAAUGCAAUAGCUUGUAAUCGACUAGCAACUGUUAUAUGUCAAAAGUCAUCAAUUAUAACAACACGUGCUGUGUUAGCAAAACGGUUAGUUACCAAUAAUUAG